CUUUUUUUUCUUUUUUUUUUUUUUUUUUGUUAUUAUAUUUUUUUGAUUGUAAAUUACAUUGUCAAUAAAAUGGGACAAUUUAAAAAAGAAAAGCAAAGAAUUGCUCGUGACAAGUCAGGAGGCGAUGAUCGUGCAAAGAACAUGAGAGUCAAGGGCGAAAACUUUUAUAGAGAUGCUAAAAAGAUCAAAUACAUCAACAUGUUGAAAGGUGGCAAAGCCAUUAGAAAUUCUCAAGGUAAAAUCGUCAAGGCUGCCGAUUUUCAGAGUACAGAAGUUAAAACAGCUAGAAUCGCUCCCAACAGAAAAUGGUUUGGCAAUACAAGAGUAAUUGGACAAAAAGCACUUGAAGAUUUUCGUGAAUCUCUUGCAGCCAAGGUUGAUGAUCCUUAUCAGGUUUUAUUAAAACAAAAUAAGCUACCAAUGUCACUCUUGCAAGAUUCAACUAAACAUACCCGUAUGCAUAUUUUGGAAACGGAUAGUUUUAGCAAUACCUUCGGUGCUAAAGCUCAAAGAAAGAAGCCCAAGUUGGCAGUGGGUUCAAUGGAAGAAUGGAUAUCUAAAAUUGAUGAUAUUCAUGAAUCUUAUAAAGCUGAAAAAGACUCUAGUCUUUUAGCUAAUAAAGAAUCCGAUUAUUCUGAGGCUGGACGUGCUUGGUAUCUUCAGGCUGGUCAAUCUAAGCGUAUUUGGAAUGAAUUAUAUAAGGUUAUUGAUUCAUCUGAUGUUAUUAUUCAUGUUCUUGAUGCUCGCGAUCCUAUCGGCACCCGUUGUAAAAAUAUUGAAAAGUUCAUUAAAAAGGAAAAACCUCAUAAGCAAUUGAUAUUUGUUUUAAACAAAUGUGAUCUUGUUCCUACUUGGUCUACUGCUCGUUGGGUUUCACAUCUUUCUAAAAGCGCUCCUACGCUUGCUUUCCAUGCUUCAAUUAAUAAUUCCUUCGGUAAAGGUUCUCUUAUUCAACUUUUACGUCAAUUCUCUUCUUUGCAUAGCGAUAAAAAACAAAUUUCAGUUGGUUUUAUCGGUUACCCUAAUACUGGUAAAUCUUCUAUCAUUAACACACUUAAGGCUAAAAAGGUAUGUUCCGUUGCUCCUAUCCCUGGUGAAACUAAGGUCUGGCAAUAUAUUACUUUAAUGAAACGUAUCUAUCUUAUUGAUUGUCCUGGUGUUGUCCCACCUAACGCAGAUGAUGGUGAAGUAGAUAUUAUCUUAAAGGGUUCAGUUCGUGUUGAAAAGAUGGAUAAUCCUGAAGAUACCAUCCCUACUAUUUUGGAGCGUGUUCGACAUGAAUAUCUCAAGAGAACGUAUGGAAUUCAAAGUUGGACUGAUCAUACAGACUUCCUUGAACAAAUUGCCAGAAAGACAGGUAAAUUACUUAAAAAGGGUGAGCCUGAUGUGCAUAAUGUUUCUAUCAUGGUCCUUAAUGAUUGGCUUCGUGGUCGUAUCCCUUAUUAUGUUCCUCCUCCAGAAUCAGUUGAACCUCUUGCAACAGAACAAAAUGAUGAAAAGAAAAAGAAACUUGGUGUUGAACAAGUGUUCUCUAAGAUUAACGUUAUUAGUGAUUACAUGGAAGAUGAUUUAGCAAAUAAUGCUCAAUUAAUUGCUGAUGAACGUGCGAAAGCAAAAGCUAAAAAGGCUGAAGAAGCAGCACGUCUUGCUGAAGAAGAAAAUAAUACCAAAUCUACUAUUAGUGAUGAAAUUACUGAUUGGGAUGAAGUCUUUGAGAAUGUUGUGGGUGAAGAAGGUCCUAUAGUGAAAGCUCCUAUUAUUGAAGGUGAAGAAGAAAUCGAUAGUGAGCUUGAAAUGAGCAAUGAAGAAGAAGAAGAAGAAGAAGAGGAGGAGGAAGAAUUGGAAGAGCAGCCUGUAAAGAAAACUAAAGUUAAUAAUAAUGAGGAACAAGUUGAUAGAAAGAAGAAGAAGGUUGGUGUUCAUUACUAUGAGACUGCUAAUGUUAAGAAUAAGAACCGCAAUAAAGUUAAGCCAGAUGAUAUCAAAAAGAAGGUUCUUCAUUCUCGUUUAAAGGGUUCAGCUGUUUCUGGUAAAAAGCGCAAGAGAAAUUAAAUUUAUUUGUAUUUUUAAAUAUAUUAUUGUUUUGCAAGAAUAUCGUUGUGUGUAAAGUUUUAAUUAAUAAUAAAAAAUUAGAGAUCAUAAAUUGCAUGU
Cokeromyces recurvatus is the source of this 2151-nucleotide messenger RNA. Its product is annotated as NUC091 domain-containing protein. Lineage: Eukaryota; Fungi; Mucoromycota; Mucoromycetes; Mucorales; Mucoraceae. The coding region runs from base 70 to 2052 and encodes 660 amino acids. The record is from RefSeq and is a predicted model, not a curated record. The transcript has 4 exons. Gene Ontology annotation, cellular component: nucleolus. Gene Ontology annotation, molecular function: GTP binding.